GCCGACACUGCCAGCCACGCCCGAUGCUGCAAGUGCAAGAAAUCAAAACAAACGUCAUCCCCAAACACCCGCGCUGAGGAUACUGGGAAGUUACAGUCCGCCCGAGAGCAGACAUUUUGGAUUUAAAGCGACAAAGAGCUUCAUGCAGUAGGUCCACUGUUGGUUGAGACAUAAACACCGCUGGCCGUUCGACAGAGUGACAGCCAACCAACUACACCUCACGCAGCUCUAUGAGAGUGAAACAUUUCGUGAGGCAAGCGCACUGUGCGUUUGCUGUAGAAUGGGGUUGUCCUGACUGAUCCGCAGAGUCUGUCGUCUUUCCCGUUUCGUCGCCUUUUUGAGCUGUGUUGUUGAAUAGCGUCGGUGGCUCCGCUGCGGAUAGCUGGUCACCGAGUCGACGUGAAGUUGCCGACCGGGGAGGAGGGAGUGACUGAAAUCGCUGGAUCUAGCCCCCGUGUGACUUUAGCAGCAGCAGCGGCGGCGGCGGCAGCAUGUCCACCAUGGUGUACCCGGUGCGUGGCGGAGGGCACGGCGAGGAGAAGCUGGAGAAGCUGACGCAGGAGGAGAUCAUGGCCAGCACGCGGCUGGUGGCACAGGGCCUGGAGGCGCUGAAGAGCGAGCACAACGCCAUCCUGCACAGCCUGCUGGAGACCAUCAAGUGCCUGAAGAAGGACGAGGAGGCCAGCCUGGUGCACGAGAAGUCCAGCCUGCUGCGCAAGUCCGUGGAGAUGAUCGAGCUGGGCCUGGGCGAGGCGCAGGUGAUGAUGGCGCUCUCCAGCCACCUGAGCGCGGUGGAGUCGGAGAAGCAGAAGCUGCGUGCGCAGGUGCGGCGCCUGUGCCAGGAGAACCAGUGGCUGCGGGACGAGCUGGCCAACACGCAGCAGAAGCUGCAGAAGAGCGAGCAGAGCGUGGCCCAGCUGGAGGAGGAGAAGAAGCACCUGGAGUUCAUGAACCAGCUCAAGAAGUACGACCAGGACGUCUCGCCCACGGAGGAGAAGGAAGGGGAGGUGCCCAAGGACUCUCUGGAUGACCUGUUCCCCAACGACGACGAUGACCACGGACCAGGAAUGCCCCAGCAGCACAAUAGUGCGGCGGUGGCAGCAGCCCAGCAGGGCGGCUAUGAGAUCCCGGCGCGCCUGCGGACCCUCCACAACCUGGUGAUCCAGUACGCCUCUCAGGGCCGCUACGAGGUGGCCGUGCCCCUGUGCAAGCAGGCCCUGGAGGACCUGGAGAAGACCUCCGGACACGACCACCCCGACGUGGCCACCAUGCUCAACAUCCUGGCCCUGGUCUACAGGGACCAGAACAAAUACAAAGAGGCGGCCCACCUGCUCAACGACGCCCUGUCAAUCAGAGAGAAGACACUCGGCAAAGACCACCCAGCGGUGGCCGCCACCCUGAACAACCUGGCGGUGCUGUACGGGAAGAGGGGCAAGUACAAGGAGGCCGAGCCACUCUGCAAGAGAGCGCUGGAGAUCCGGGAGAAGGUGCUGGGGAAGGACCACCCGGACGUGGCCAAGCAGCUGAACAACCUGGCGCUGCUGUGCCAGAACCAGGGCAAGUAUGAGGAGGUGGAGUACUACUACUGCCGCGCCCUGGAGAUCUACGAGACCCGCCUGGGCCCCGACGACCCCAACGUGGCCAAGACCAAGAACAACCUGGCCUCUUGCUACCUGAAGCAGGGCAAGUACAAGGAAGCAGAGAUCCUCUACAAAGAGAUCCUCACUCGGGCCCAUGAGAAGGAUUUUGGAUCCGUGGAUGCUGAAAAUAAGCCAAUCUGGAUGCAUGCAGAGGAGCGGGAGGAGGGCAAAGGCAGGCUGGGUGAAGGCACUCAUUACGGAGAGUAUGGGGGCUGGUACAAGGCCUGCAAGGUUAGCAGCCCCACGGUUAACACCACGCUGCGGAACCUGAGUGCUCUGUACCGCCGGCAAGGCAAGCUGGAGGCCGCCGAGACCCUGGACGAGUGUGCAGUGAGAUCCCGUAAACAGGUCCUGAGGGAUGGAGAGGGAGAUCGUGAGCGCAGGCGGAGCAGAGACAGUCUCUCCAGCAUCAAAUAUGAGAGCAGCUCAGAGGCUGGAGACGAGGGCAGCGUGGAGUGGAACGGGGAUGGCAGUGGUGCCAUGGUGAGGAGUGGUUCUCUGGGUAAGUUGAGGGACGUGCUGCGCAGGAGCAGUGAGAUGCUGGUGAAGAAACUGCAGGGCAACAUCCCUCCUGAGCCCCGUAACCCACAAAUGAAGAGAGCCGCUUCGUUGAGCUACCUGAACCGCUCAGACGAUUCAGAACCGUUUCAGUCCCCCUCUCAGGGUCCAGGAACUGGCAGGAGGCUGAGGGACAGUAGAGGCCGCAGUUCCAGCACUGUGGAUUUGUCCAGUGGAAAAUGAUCAUAACUCACAAACACACACACACACUAUGGCAUACAGUGUAUGCCACAUACACACACACACACACACACACACACACACAUUAUGG
Clupea harengus (Atlantic herring) is the source of this 2469-nucleotide messenger RNA. RefSeq names its product kinesin light chain 1-like. The record is from RefSeq and is a predicted model, not a curated record. Gene Ontology annotation, biological process: microtubule-based movement. Gene Ontology annotation, molecular function: kinesin binding. NCBI's taxonomy places the organism in Eukaryota, Metazoa, Chordata, Actinopteri, Clupeiformes, Clupeidae. Gene Ontology annotation, cellular component: kinesin complex; cytoplasm.